Messenger RNA from Penicillium bovifimosum, 1341 nucleotides. Its product is annotated as cytochrome P450. Bases 1 to 1341 code for a protein of 446 amino acids. Gene Ontology annotation, molecular function: iron ion binding; monooxygenase activity; oxidoreductase activity, acting on paired donors, with incorporation or reduction of molecular oxygen. The record is from RefSeq and is a predicted model, not a curated record. The transcript is spliced from 4 exons. NCBI's taxonomy places the organism in Eukaryota, Fungi, Ascomycota, Eurotiomycetes, Eurotiales, Aspergillaceae.
AUGUCCUGCUCGGUGGAAUAUUUUUAUACCUCGUCUACGGAAUCCUUCUCGUUCCCAGGCCCCAAGCUUGCAGCAGCGACAUUUUGGUAUGAGUUCUAUUAUGAUCUUUUCCCACACAAAUUGCGCUACCUGUGGAAGGUGGAGGAAAUGCACAAGAAAUAUGGGCCAAUCGUUCGCAUCAACCCAAUUCACUUACAUAUCAACGACCCCAACUACUUCGAUGAAAUCUAUGCCGGGGGCAAGCGUAAGCGCAAUCGAGAUCCCUGGUACUACAGCUCUGAGUCAGAUGGCCCUCUGGGAUGGUCCGUUUUUCAGACUGUCGAUCACGAUGUCCACCGGAUGCGAAGGUCCGCGCUCAAUCGUUUCUUCAGCAAACGCUGUGUCCAAGAGCACCAGCAGAUGAUAAUCGACAAGAUUGAAAUUCUGUGUGAUCGCUUUGCAGAGGCUUGCCGCACAGGUGAUGUUGUUUCUCUAACCUUCGCUUGCGGUGCGCUGACAAUGGACGUUAUCUCGGCCUACGCUUUUGGAGCGAAGACGGACAACUUGAAGCGCAAGGACUUUGGAGCGGAGUAUCUCGUGGCAUACAGCAAACUGAGUCAAUUUGGCCCUGUCGGUCGACAGUUUCCUUGGCUUGCUAAGGCAUGUCUUACGCUGAUUCCGUCAAGCAUCAUGCAUCGAAUCAGCCCUUCCGCUGCCCUCAUUCCAAGGAAUCGACUUGUCUUCCGCGGUAUGAUUGAGGAAUCUGUCCGUCAACAGGAAGAAGAGGAGAGAAGUAAACCUGAAGUUCUAUUUGAAGCGGAGGAGUCUCAAAAGAAUAAAUCCAUCUUCGAGGAUAUUCUACGGAGCAACCUUCCGCCCAGCGAGAAAGCACCCGCACGCUUAGCGGCAGAGGCCAAUCUCUUGGUCAUUGCAGGUACUGAGACUACUGCCAGGGCUCUUUCGGUUGUCCUCUUUCAUAUCUUGGACAAUCCUCAGAUCUUAUUGCAGCUUAGGGAAGAACUGGCACCCCUCAUACCCCAUCCUGAUUCACGGAUGUCCAUGGCUGCUCUCGAAGCCUUGAGAUUUUUUCCGGCAGUAAUCACGGAGGGAAUCAGACUCUCUCAUGUGGUUUCAAGCCGAAUGCCUCGAUAUGCACCGGAGGAGACACUACGGUACGGCAAGUGGAUUAUACCCACGGGAGCCCGUGUGAUGCAAUCUCAUUAUCUGCAUCAUAUGAAUCCCGACAUCUUCCCGCAUCCUUACACGUUCAACCCGGAACGCUGGCUUGACAAUCCUGAGUUGAAACAAAAUUAUUUCAUGGGCUUUGGCAGAGGAUCUCGGAUUUGCCUUGGUAUCAAGUGA